Messenger RNA from Uncinocarpus reesii 1704, 2370 nucleotides. RefSeq lists its product as uncharacterized. Bases 1 to 2370 code for a protein of 789 amino acids. NCBI's taxonomy places the organism in Eukaryota, Fungi, Ascomycota, Eurotiomycetes, Onygenales, Onygenaceae. The record is from RefSeq and is a predicted model, not a curated record. Gene Ontology annotation, molecular function: ATP binding; RNA helicase activity; nucleic acid binding. The transcript is spliced from 2 exons. Gene Ontology annotation, cellular component: nucleus.
AUGUCGGCUCCCUUUUACUCCCGCUACAUACCUCCCAGCUCGCUCUCUUCUACGCCAGUCACGUCCCCGAAGCGGAAAAAAGCAGCUCAGGAUGCACCAGCGUGGCCCGCAGCCGAGACGACACACGCACGGACUAAGGCGACCAAGGACGACUCCAUUGCAAGUCGUCCAACCAGUUCGACCAGCCGUUCGGAUCAGAAUCCCGUUCCUGAAAAGAAGACGAGUAAGAGUACCGGCAAGAUUCGCGGCAUACAAAGUCCAAACUCGCCGCCAGCGGGACCCAGGCUCAAUGAACUUCCUGAGAACUCGAAGCAAGAUUCGGUCGGCCAGGAUGACAAAACAAACCAGGGAGUAUGCAAAUCUCGUCCGGCAGAUGAAAGCUCUUCGCCUUUGAUAAGUUCUGGAAGCCGCCCUUCCCCUCAGCAUACGGAGCCGAUCUCACAGCACCUCAAGCGGAAGCGCAAGCCUGCCGACGAGCCAGAUACCGGAGAUUCAGCUCUGCCUACGAAACACGCCAAAAUUAUAUCUAAAUACGAAAAAUACACCGCGAAAGCCCCAAUUGCCGCCGAUGCUAGAAGCCCCGAUGCCAGCGAAAGGCCGAUCGGAUCACACGAGGAGACUCCUGUGUACGGUCUCUCGCCUUUACCCCAGCCGGCUCCUGCACCCGAAUCGUCUCGAUCGCCUUCCUACGCUACACUUCCAGAAUGGCUAGCCCAUCCGCUUAUCGUCUCUUCCGAUGCUGGCCGACCCUUUACCGACCUUGGCCUUCACUCCAAGCAAAUAUCUGCCCUCGCCAGCCAAGGAUAUUCCCAAGCAAUGCCGGUUCAAUCGGCGGUUAUUCCACUCGCUUUGAACGGAAAACAUGAUGGAGAUAUAUGUAUUUCCGCCGCCACCGGAUCAGGGAAAACUCUUUCCUACGUCUUGCCGCUCAUUUCAACCAUUGAACCUUUUCCGGUCGGCCAAUUACGCGCUUUAAUAGUCGUCCCAACCCGUGAACUUGUAAAGCAGGUGCGCAAAACCUGUGAUCUUUUCGUUCCUGGCACUGGCCUCCGAAUUGGGACUGCCGUAGGAUCUACUGCUUUAAGAUCUGAACAGUCCCUCCUGACGGACCUCGAUCAGGCUUACGAUCCGCGUUUCCUGGAAAAUAACUCCAAUAUUUUCACAAGUAACAGCGACUGGGCAAAUUUUAAUCUUCAGGAUUACAUCUCUGAAUCAAAGGAGCUCCACGAUGCUCUCCCCAAUCAUCUCUCUACACCUUUCGCCAAUGUUGAUAUCCUUUGGGUAGUUAUUGAUGAGGCCGACAGGUUACUAAACGAAAGUUUUCAGGAGUGGGCAAGCACUGUUAUCCCGGCCAUCGAAUCCAAAUCCAGUUACACCACAAGCAUUCCUCUGAAUGCUGAGGGUUCCUCUGUUGGACACCGCUCCCCUCGAAAAAUAAUAUUGAGCGCCACUAUGACAAAAGAUGUUAGCAAGCUGAAUUCGCUACGCUUGCGCAACCCCAAGUUUCUGGAGGUCCACGCUACAAGUAACGAAAAAAUAUCGUCACAAGGGACAAUAGGAAACACGCAGUCAGAAUGCUACCAGCUCCCUACAACAUUAAACGAGAUAAUUGUGCCUGUUGGAGACGGCUCAGAUAAGCCUCUCGUUCUGCUCGAAUUGAUGAUUUCUUUUCUGAAUUGUGCGACCUCAACAUCAACUCCGGUUCCGACCAAGCCUGCCAAGUACCACAGAUCAUCUUCAGAAUCCAGCGAUUCAUUCGACAACGACCUUUCUUGCACAUCGCCCAUGGGACGAGAGCUCAAUUCCCACCACAAUGUGACAUGCAAUUCCAAACCGACAACAAUGUGGCCUUCUGCAUUAAUAUUUACCAAGUCAUCGGAGAAUGCAGGCCGGUUAGGCCGUCUUUUGACGCUCGUUAACCCAGAUCUUGCCGACAAAAUUGGAGUUUUAGUUAAAUCUAACAAAUCAAACGCAGCCCGAAAGACCCUAGCCGCAUACCAGCAAGGGAAAGUUCGGAUCAUCAUUGCUACCGAUCGAGCUUCCAGGGGGCUUGAUCUUCCAUUCUUAGAACAUGUCAUUAGUUAUGAUAUUCCUUUAAGUGCAACUAGUUAUAUUCACCGUGUCGGGCGAACGGCUCGCGCUGGACAGCAAGGGACGGCAUGGUCCCUUGUCACCCACAAUGAAGGGCGAUGGUUCUCAAAUGAGAUCAUCAAGGGCAUAUCCGAUACUGCUCACCGGUCAAUCAAAAGAACUGUUAUCAAACCCUCGACCGAUUCCGCCUUGCAGAACGGAUAUGCAUCCGCACUCAAGAAGCUUGAGGAAGAAGUUCUUGCAAGUGGUCAGAAAGUAGAAGCAGUUCUCAACACAUAA